This is a messenger RNA of Diaporthe amygdali, 259 nucleotides long. RefSeq lists its product as uncharacterized. The annotation marks the transcript as partial. The record is from RefSeq and is a predicted model, not a curated record. The transcript has a single exon. NCBI's taxonomy places the organism in Eukaryota, Fungi, Ascomycota, Sordariomycetes, Diaporthales, Diaporthaceae.
AUGGCCCCCGGAAACAUUUCGAAGAAAUCACGACAGCCCCAUGCCGCGAAUGUGCGGGCGAAGACUUUGGAGAAAGUCGCGCAAAUGGCACAACAGGAAGGUGAGGAACACAAGAAAAAGAUCGAAGAAUAUGAGAAGCUUUUGCAGCAGAGAGAUGAGGAAUUAGAGGCUUUGACAAAGGACCAACUGAGAGAGAUUGGAUUCGACGAGAUGGAAAUCGACACCGAUAUAGAUGAGAAGGGGCACGGAGGAGAAAAUG